Molecule: messenger RNA, 5770 nt
Organism: Perognathus longimembris pacificus (Pacific pocket mouse)
Lineage: Eukaryota; Metazoa; Chordata; Mammalia; Rodentia; Heteromyidae
Gene: Phldb1
Product: pleckstrin homology like domain family B member 1
Biological process (GO): regulation of microtubule cytoskeleton organization
Cellular component (GO): basal cortex
Molecular function (GO): protein binding
Source: RefSeq, a predicted model, not a curated record
CUCAGAUCUCAGCCUCCUGAGUAGCUAAGAGUAGAGGCCUGAGCCACCACCACCAGUCUGUUUUGUGUCUGAUUGUGUUGGAUUGCUUUGUGGGGAAGAAAAAGUAAUAAGAGAAGGCAGGAAGAGCUGAUUUUUCCUCCAUGUCUCCUUUAAGAAGGCAUCCUGCUAACGCCCCUGGGGAAAGAGACAAAGGAGAAGAGAAGGACAGAUUGGGAGGGGAAGCUCUGGCUAAACCCUGGGGGGGUUCUCUCUACCAGUGUUCUUAGAGGGGCUUGCCUGGAGUUUGUUCCCUCCAUGAAAAUCGGUUUCCCUCCCCCCCCCCCCCAUUAAGACUCCGGCAAGCUGGCUGAGGAGGGUCUUCAACUACAACCUGGGGUUCUGGAUAGCAUAGAGCAGAAAGCACAGGUAGAAGCAAAGGUAGGGUUGCUUGUACGAGUGCCGGGACUGGCGUGGUGUGGUUGCCCUACUGUGGCAAGAGAUGGGGGCGCCAUCCCCCCGAGCUCCUGAGCUGCCUCUACUUUUCCUUGAAUGAUCGUGCUAAGACCCAGCGGCGCCCCCUCCUCCACCUGCUCUCCCCCCACCUCACCCGAUAUACAUCGUGUCCCCAGGAGCCCUGGAGGCCUGGCACCAUGAACACCCUCGGCAGAAGCCAGGGAAGCCCUGGAUGCAAGGCCCAGGCUGUCGUGCAGAAAGGACCCCUGGAUCUGAUUGAGACGGGCAAAGGGCUGAAAGUGCAGACAGACAAACCCCAUCUGGUGAGCUUGGGCAGCGGGAGACUGAGCACGGCCAUCACCCUGCUGCCGCUGGAGGAAGGGCGGACAGUGAUUGGCUCUGCAGCCCGGGAUAUCUCACUACAGGGCCCCGGCCUGGCUCCAGAGCACUGUUACAUCGAGAACGUGCGGGGCACCCUCACCCUCUACCCUUGUGGCAACGUGUGCACUAUUGACGGUCUUCCUGCCAGGCAGCCUACCCGGCUGACUCAGGGCUGCAUGUUGUGCCUGGGUCAGUCCACCUUCCUCCGCUUCAACCACCCAGCGGAAGCCAAGUGGAUGAAGAGCAUGAUUCCGGCAGGGGGCCGGGCCCCCGGGCCCCCCUACAGCCCUGGCUCCGAAUCGGAAAGCCUGGUGAACGGCAACCACGCGCCCCAGCCCGCCCCCCGGGGGCCCUCCGCCUGUGCCAGUGCCAGCCACAGCUCUCUGGUGAGUUCCAUCGAGAAGGACCUGCAGGAAAUCAUGGACUCGCUGGUGCUAGAGGAGCCGGGGGCAGCCAGCAAGAAGCCCGCGGCAACCUCUCCCCUGUCCCCGGUGGCCAACGGCGGCGGCCGCUACCUGCUGUCACCCCCCACCAGCCCCGGCGCCAUGUCCGUGGGCUCCAGCUAUGAGAACACCUCGCCAGCCUUCUCUCCGCUCUCCUCCCCCGCCAGCAGCGGGAGCUGCGCCAGCCACUCGCCCGGCGGGCAGGACCCGGGGCCGCCCGUGCCCCCGCUCGUGCCAGCCCGCUCCUCCAGCUACCACGUGGCCCUGCAGCCCCCGCAGCCCCGCCCGGGGGGUGCCCGCUCCUCGGACAGCCCCCGUCUGGGCAGGAAGGGGGGUCACGAGCGGCCCCCCAGCCCCGGUCUCCGGGGUCUGCUGACGGACAGUCCCGCAGCCACGGUCUUGGCGGAGGCCCGGAGAGCCACGGAGAGCCCCCGGCUGGGCGGGCAGCUGCCCGUGGUAGCCAUCAGCCUGAGCGAAUACCCAGCUCCCCGCGGCCAACCCGCCAGCACUCCCGGAAGCCCCAAGUUCCAGGCCCCGGUCCCCGCGCCUCGCAGCAAGAUCGCCGCCCUCCAGGACCGGCCUCCCAGCCCCUUCCGGGAGCCCCCGGGCGGCGGCGCGGAGCGGGGCCCGACCGCCAGCCCUUCUCGCGCGCUCGUGGGCCGGACCUUCUCCGACGGCUCGGCCCCCCGCACGCUGCAGCCCCCCGAGAGCCCCCGCCUCGGCCGGCGGGGUCUGGACAGCAUGCGAGAACUGCCCCCCUUGAGCCCCUCGCUCUCUCGCCGAGCUCUCUCCCCCCUCCCUGCCCGGACCACCCCGGAUGCCAAGCUAAGCAGGGAAGUGGCGGAGAGUCCACGGCCCCGGCGCUGGGCAGCCCAUGGGGCUUCGCCCGAGGACUUCUCUCUGACUCUGGGGGCACGGGGCCGCAGGACACGGAGCCCCUCGCCCACCUUGGGGGAGUCCCUGGCACCCCUCAAGGGCAGCUUCAGUGGCAGGCUGAGUCCAGCCUACAGCCUGGGCUCCCUUCCUGGAGCUUCGCCCCGGCAGAGCCCCCGUGCCCAAAGGAAGCUCUCCAGCGGGGACUUGCGGGUGCCCGUCACUCGGGAGAGGAAGAACAGCAUCACUGAGAUCAGCGACAACGAGGACGACCUGCUGGAGUACCACCGGCGCCAGCGCCAGGAGCGGCUGCGGGAGCAGGAGAUGGAGAGGCUGGAACGCCAGCGUCUAGAGACCAUCUUGAACCUGUGUGCUGAGUACAGCCGGGCUGACGGGGGUCCUGAGGCCGGGGAGCUGCCCAGCAUUGGAGAGGCUACCGCAGCCUUGGCGCUGGCAGGCCGGAGGCCCUCACGAGGCCUGGCAGGGGCCAUUGUAGCCUCUGGGCGGAGUGCUGAGGAGCCCGGAGGUGCUGCCCAGCGCCUGUGGGAGAGUCUGGAGCGCUCGGAUGAGGAGAACCUCAAAGAGGAGUGCAGCAGCACCGAGAGCACCCAGCAGGAGCACGAAGAUGCACCUAGCACGAAGCUCCAAGGAGAGGUGCUGGCCCUGGAAGAAGAGCGGGCUCGGGUGUUGGGGCACGUGGAGCAGCUCAAGGUCCGCGUGAAGGAGCUGGAGCAGCAGCUGCAGGAGGCGGCUCGCGAGGCGGAAAUGGAGCGGGCUCUGCUGCAAGGGGAGAGGGAGGCAGAGCGGACCCUGCUGCAGAAGGAGCAGAAGGCGGUGGAACAGCUGCAGGAGAAGCUGGUGGCCCUGGAGACGGGCGUCCAGAAGGAGAGGGACAAGGAGGCCGAGGCCCUGGAGACGGAGACCAAGCUCUUCGAGGACCUGGAGUUCCAGCAGCUGGAGCGGCAGAGCCGCGCCGAGGAGGAGCGCGAGCUGGCCGGCCAGGGCCUGCUGCGGAGCGAGGCCGAGCUGCUGCGCAGCAUCGCCAAGCGCAAGGAGCACCUGGCCGUCCUGGACAGUCAGGCCGGGCAGAUCCGGGCACAGGCGGUGCAGGAGUCGGAACGCUUGGCUCGCGACAAGAAUGCCACCCUGCAGCUGCUGCAGAAGGAGAAGGAGAAAUUGGCGGUGCUGGAAAGGAAAUACUACUCGCUCACGGGAGGCAGGCCUUUCCCGAAGACCACCUCCACCCUCAAAGAGAUGGAGAAGCUGCUGCUCCCUGCUGUAGACUUAGAGCAGUGGUACCAGGAGCUGAUGGCCGGGCUGAGGACGGGCGCUGCCGCCGCCUCCCCUCGCUCUUCCCCCCCACCUCUGCCCGCCAAAGCUUUCCGCCAGCUUCAGGUCUACCGCUCCAAGAUGGAUGCUGAGCUCACCAGCCCCUUGCCCCGCACCCGAAGCGGCCCCCUGCCUUCUUCCUCCGGCUCCUCCUCCUCCUCCUCCCAGCUCAGCGUGGCCACCCUGGGCCGCAGCCCCUCCCCGAAGAGCGCUCUGCUCGCGCAGAACGGCACGGGCAGCCUCCCUCGCAACCUGGCGGCCACGCUGCAGGACAUCGAGACCAAGCGCCAGCUGGCCUUGCAGCAGAAGGGGCAGCAGGUGAUCGAGGAGCAGCGCCGCCGGCUGGCCGAGCUGAAGCAGAAGGCGGCGGCGGAGGCGCAGUGCCAGUGGGACGCCCUGCGCGGGGGGGCGGGGGCCCCCUUCCCGCCCGGCGUGCACCACUCCAUCCUGCACCACCUGCCGGCCGCGGGGCGGGAGCGCGGCGAGGACGAGCACGCCUACGACACGCUGAGCCUGGAGAGCUCCGACAGCAUGGAGACCAGCGUCUCCACGGGGGGCAACUCGGCCUGCUCCCCCGACACCAUGUCCAGCACCAGCGGCCUGGACUUGGGCAAGAUCGAAGAGAUGGAGAAGAUGCUGAGGGAGGCCCACACGGAGAAGAGCCGGCUCAUGGAGUCCAGGGAGCGGGAGGCCGAGCAGCGGCGGCAGGCCCUGGAGGAGGAGCGGCGCCGGCGCGAGCAGGUGGAGCGCAGGCUGCAGAGCGAGAGCGCCCGGAGGCAGCAGCUGGUCGAGAAGGAGGUCAAGUUGCGGGAGAAGCAGUUUUCCCAGGCCCGACCCCUGACCCGCUACCUGCCAAUCCGGAAGGAGGACUUUGACCUGAAGACCCACAUUGAGUCGUCAGGCCACGGAGUGGACACGUGUCUGCAUGUGGUGCUCAGCAGCAAGGUCUGCCGUGGCUACUUGGUCAAGAUGGGCGGCAAGAUUAAGUCGUGGAAGAAGCGCUGGUUUGUGUUUGACCGGCUCAAGCGCACCCUCUCCUACUACGUGGACAAGCACGAGACGAAACUGAAGGGGGUCAUCUACUUCCAGGCCAUCGAGGAGGUGUACUACGACCACCUGCGCAGCGCGGCCAAGAAGAGGCUUUUCCGCUUCACUAUGGUGACCGAGAGCCCAAACCCAGCCCUCACCUUCUGCGUGAAGACCCACGACCGGCUCUACUACAUGGUGGCCCCCUCGGCCGAGGCCAUGCGCAUCUGGAUGGACGUCAUCGUCACGGGCGCCGAGGGCUACACUCAGUUCAUGAACUGACCCGCCGGGCCUUCCGGACCCCCCGAGAUGCCAACCUCCACCAGGCGCCGCCCGGGCCCCCCGCCCCCAGCAGCGUCGCGUCAGCGGCUCGGGGCUGCGAGGUUCUGGGUUCCAGCGCUGAAGAACCAGCCAGAGAGGAGCGGUCGGGAAGGGGCUUCGCCGCCCCCGGGAGCCCACGCGUCCACGGUCCCCCCGGGGCCCGCUGACCACCUCGAACCCGGCACCUGCUCCCCCCAGCCCGUUUUCUCUGACAAAUUAUGGUACCAGAAUCUGCCAAAGAUCCCCUCCCACCUCAGCCCCUCCUCAGGGGCUCCGGGGGCUGAGAGCCGCGCCCCGCGUGGCCGUCCUACGUGGCCGCCCCGCGUGGCCCCCGUCUCCUCCAGUCACACUCCAGUACUUGGCUCAAGGCUGGAGAGCCCUCGUGUCAGCUCACCUCGAGGCCCCGUCCCGCCCCGCGAGGCGGACCCGUGGCCCUGGCCUCCUCCCCGUGGAGACCGCCUCACUGCCACGGGCGCGGCUGCCCGCCGCCGCCGCCACUUCGGCUGUGGGCACGUGAGGGUACGCGCCGCCAUCUCUCCAGCCCAGCCUUCUGGGCAUCUCCGUGGGGGAGGGGGCUGGACACCUCCCCGCCCCUCCCCGGGUCCCCCAGCCCGGUCCUCUCCCUCCCACUCGUGCCUUUGCUUAGAGCCAGAAGGGAUGGCACCGAUGCAGACGGGAGAGGAAGCCAGGACGCCGUCCUCUCCUCCCACGCGGAUGCCCGGCAGGGAAGGGGGUGCUGGGGUCCCACGGAGGAUGGCGGGGGGGAGGGGCUGGGCUGGGCCAGCCUCCAGAACGGGGUAGAGAGGAGAGGGGAGGACCAGGCCUCCAGCUGAUGGGCCUCAGCCCUUCACGCCUUAACACUAAGCCACCUCCCCCCCCUGCUCCCAGCACUGGACCCUCGCUGGGGGGGGAGUUGCAGUAUUUUUAAGCAUUUCAGCAGAACAAUAAAAAACAUUUGGACUAUG